AUGGCUUCUGUUACCCGUCUCAGCAACGCUGCCCUGCGGGCUACCCUCCGCUCCUCUCCCGUCAAUGGCUCUGCCUUUAACGCUGUGCGAUGCUACUCUGCCAAGACCCAGACCCUGAAGGAGCGAUUCGCCGAGCUGCUGCCCGAGAAGAUUGAGCAGGUCAAGGCCCUCCGAAAGGAGCAUGGCUCCAAGGUUGUUGACAAGGUCACCCUCGACCAGGUCUACGGUGGUGCCCGUGGCAUCAAGGCCCUCGUCUGGGAGGGUUCCGUCCUCGACGCUGAGGAGGGUAUCCGAUUCCGUGGCAAGACCAUCCCCGAGUGCCAGGAGGUUCUCCCCAAGGCUCCCGGUGGCAAGGAGCCUCUUCCUGAGGGUCUCUUCUGGCUUCUCCUGACCGGCGAGGUCCCCACCGAGCAGCAGGUCCGCGACCUCUCCGCCGAGUGGGCUGCCCGCUCCGACCUCCCCAAGUUCGUCGAGGAGCUCAUCGACCACUGCCCGACCGACCUCCACCCCAUGGCCCAGUUCUCUCUGGCCGUGACCGCUCUCGAGCACACCUCCAGCUUCGCCAAGGCCUACGCCAAGGGUAUCAACAAGAAGGAGUACUGGGGCUACACCUUUGAGGACUCUAUGGACCUCAUUGCCAAGCUCCCCAACAUUGCUUCGCGCAUCUACCAGAACGUCUUCAAGGGUGGCAAGGUCGCUCCCAUCCAGAAGGACAAGGACUACUCCUUCAACUUUGCUAACCAGCUCGGCUUCGGCGACAACGCUGACUUUGUUGAGCUCAUGCGUCUGUACCUGACCAUCCACACUGACCACGAGGGUGGCAACGUCUCUGCCCACACCACCCACCUCGUCGGCAGCGCUCUCAGCUCUCCCUUCCUCUCCCUGGCUGCCGGUCUCAACGGUCUUGCCGGUCCCCUGCACGGCCUGGCCAACCAGGAGGUGCUCAACUGGCUUACCGAGAUGAAGAAGUCGAUUGGCGACGACCUCAGCGACAAGGCCAUCACCGAUUACCUCUGGUCCACCCUCAACGCCGGCCGUGUCGUUCCCGGCUACGGCCACGCCGUCCUCCGCAAGACUGACCCCCGCUACACCGCUCAGCGCACCUUUGCCCAGCAGAAGAUGCCCGACGACCCCAUGUUCAAGCUCGUCAGCCAGGUCUACAAGAUCGCCCCCAAGGUCCUCACCGAGCACGGCAAGACCAAGAACCCCUACCCCAACGUCGACGCCCACUCUGGUGUCCUCCUCCAGUACUACGGUCUCACCGAGGCCAACUACUACACCGUCCUCUUCGGUGUGUCGCGCGCCAUUGGUGUCCUUCCCCAGCUCAUCAUCGACCGCGCCUUCGGUGCUCCCAUUGAGCGACCCAAGUCUUUCUCCACUGAGAAGUGGAUCGAGCUCGUCAAGAAGCUGUAA
Messenger RNA from Fusarium keratoplasticum, 1413 nucleotides. Its product is annotated as Citrate synthase. Gene Ontology annotation, biological process: citrate metabolic process; tricarboxylic acid cycle; carbohydrate metabolic process. NCBI's taxonomy places the organism in Eukaryota, Fungi, Ascomycota, Sordariomycetes, Hypocreales, Nectriaceae. The record is from RefSeq and is a predicted model, not a curated record. The transcript has 4 exons. Gene Ontology annotation, cellular component: mitochondrial matrix. Bases 1 to 1413 code for a protein of 470 amino acids.